This is a messenger RNA of Phyllopteryx taeniolatus (common seadragon), 1695 nucleotides long. RefSeq names its product ovo-like zinc finger 1a (gene ovol1a). Bases 569 to 1444 code for a protein of 291 amino acids. Gene Ontology annotation, molecular function: RNA polymerase II cis-regulatory region sequence-specific DNA binding; DNA-binding transcription factor activity, RNA polymerase II-specific. The transcript is spliced from 6 exons. Gene Ontology annotation, cellular component: nucleus. Gene Ontology annotation, biological process: epidermal cell differentiation; regulation of transcription by RNA polymerase II. Lineage: Eukaryota; Metazoa; Chordata; Actinopteri; Syngnathiformes; Syngnathidae. The record is from RefSeq and is a predicted model, not a curated record.
UUUCUGCCGCGCAUGCGCCCUGCCGCCGCUCGCCCUGCUCUUAAGCGAGUACCUGUGCGGCUGCGCCCGUACCGCUCGAUCCGCCGAAGUUCUCGCGAGCCGGCCCCGGGCUCCCUCCGUGCGUGAGCGUGCGCGGACGGCCCUCGUCGUCCCCCUCCCCGCCCCCCUCCCUCCACGCAGGGAAUAACGGACUUGAGCUCAGGUGGACUCCUCACCUGCGUGCCACUUGGCCGAGGGCGAAGCUCAGGUGUGCGCGGGCGAGGAGGAAAACACAAAAAAAAAAAAAGAAGAAGAAGAAGAAGAAGGAAGGAAGGAAGGACGCAGAAGGGAAGGAGUUUGGAGUCAACAUGCCUCGAGCCUUCCUGGUCAAGAAGGCCAACGUGUCGCCGGGCAAGCGGAACUGGAGCGAGCUGCCGGACCACGAGCGAGGGGACGUCUACAUCCCAGGUACGGCAGUUAAUUUGAAUCAAGAACAAAGGUACCGAAGAAAGGAAGGCAGAAAAGUAGUUUUACGCAAAGGAAGGAAGGAUGCAAAAUAAAAAGCGGGUCUCAGGGAAGGAAGGGCUGAAUGAAGGAAGUCUCCAUCUUCCCGCCGUCCGUCUCAAUAAACGAGGACGAAGCGAGUCCAGCUGAGGUGGCGCCGCUCUGCCUGGCCAUGCGGUCGCUGCCCGAGCGCCACGCGCGCGCCGAGCUGCCGUCCUGCACCACGCUGGGCCGGCCGCAGAGUCCGCCGGCGCUUCCGGACGAGAGGUCGGAGGUCGGGAGGAGGUCGCAGGGCGGCUUGGUGUUUGUCCGCUCCAAAAUAAAGGUGACCACGGGCGAAUUGCUGUCCGACCCCGACCCUCAUGAUGCUCCCCUGACGCCGCCGCCGCACGUCGCCGUGACGACAGCCCCCGCACCCGGCAGAUUCGCCGCCUCGGCGGUCCGAUCGGCGGGUCAGGCUCCCGCCGGCGGCACGGCGCCGCCGUACGCUUGUCAGAUUUGCCACAAAACCUUCCAGUACCAGCGCAUGUUGAACCGACACACGAAGUGUCACAACGAGACCAAGCGCCACCUCUGCACCUUCUGCGGCAAAGGAUUCAACGACACCUUCGACCUCAAGAGACACGUGCGCACGCACACGGGAGUGCGUCCGUACAAGUGCGAGCUGUGCGACAAGGCCUUCACGCAGCGCUGCUCGCUGGAGUCGCACAUGAAGAAGAUCCACAGCGUGACGCUGCAGUACGCCUACAAGGAGCGCCGCAACAAGCUGUACGUGUGCGAGGAGUGCGGCCACACGGCGGCCACCCAGGACGAGCUGCUGCUGCACCUCCACUCACUGCAUCCCGACAGCGUCCUCUUGAAGGGCAAGGGGCCGCGGCGAGGGGCCGGGGAGGGCGAGUCCGCGCCGGGCUCCCCGCAAGGAGCCGAUAGCGACGACACCACGGGGUCGGCGGGCCACUGAUGGCGGGACCGCGAGCCAAAAGGACUCGCUCGCAAUACGCGCGCGUGCGGGAGGAACGGCACGCACAACAAGCAGUUUGACUUCUACGUGGGAAUCGGACACAUCGCCUAUAAACGUUCUUUUCCUCUUUUUUAUUGCAUGUGAAUAUGACCUGUGGGUUCUUAAUGUAAAGCAACAUAAUAUGCCUUUUCUAUUCAAAAAAAAACAAAACAACUUUAUUCAUUAAAAGGGACAACAGUAUGAAAUCACAA